This is a messenger RNA of Glycine soja, 977 nucleotides long. RefSeq lists its product as uncharacterized. The transcript has a single exon. The record is from RefSeq and is a predicted model, not a curated record. Lineage: Eukaryota; Viridiplantae; Streptophyta; Magnoliopsida; Fabales; Fabaceae. The coding region runs from base 201 to 539 and encodes 112 amino acids.
CAAAACACAACUUGGAAAUUGCAACCCACCAAACCUAAAUCAAAAGCCGUGUCUGUGUUUGCGUUUGUUUUCACUUUGCAAAUCACUGUGUUCCAAGGAGUCUGUUGGUUGAUUGAAGGGUAUGCGUGAAUUAUUAUAAACUUUCCGGUGUUUGAGUUCAAUUUUGUGUCCGUGUGCGUGAAUCUCCAUUUUUUACAGCCAUGAGCACGCUUGUACGAAACGCCACCCUCACCUUCAGCCGCAGAAACAGAUACGAGCUUCUUGGUCUGCAAGGCAAAGACAAGAUGGUCAAGUCCAUCAGCUACAGACGCAGAAGGGCAAAGCAAAGACAAAUCUUUCUCACAACCUACAAACUAUCUUCUUUGAACAGCAAUACUUUUGUUGAGCCACAAAAGCCUAAGCUGAAGCUGAAGAAGGUUGCUGUUAAGGUCAAGAAGAUUGUCACCUCGGUUUUGAUGUUCAUGCGAGUUGGUUCUUUCAGGUCCUGCGGUUCUAGGUCUCAGAUUUCUUCCACCUCACCAAAUAGGAAGAACUUUUGAGGAUGUUGUUCUGUCAUGGGUUUAGGAUGAUUUAUUUAUAAUUCCUCCCUUGCCUAUGCUCUUCUUCUCAAUCUUUGGUUCUUUCACUCUAGGAUUUAAUUAAGAAGAUUAAUAAGCAAGGGGUUUUAGUGUGUGUUUGUGAUAGCGUUAAAGGCGAUGCAAUGGAGAAGCAACCCCAGUUUGGCGUUUUCGUAUUGGAACGCAAAAUUUCUCCGUUCAACGUGGUUUCAAAGUGUUUUCAAACACAUUCUUACUAGUAUAUUUACAUGGUUGAUGAUGAAGGAUGGUAAAGGGGUAUCAAAUAUUCUGUAUAUAAAGCUUAAUCUAAUGUCUACUUGACUACUUUUACCACUUAAUUGCUAGGAUUUUUCUUUUAGCUAAAUAAUUUGCCCUGUUUCAACUUUCUUUUUAUUCGUGACUGUCUCAAGUUUCAUUUGA